Messenger RNA from Marasmius oreades (fairy-ring Marasmius), 1707 nucleotides. RefSeq lists its product as uncharacterized. Gene Ontology annotation, biological process: iron ion transport; intracellular manganese ion homeostasis. The record is from RefSeq and is a predicted model, not a curated record. Gene Ontology annotation, molecular function: manganese ion transmembrane transporter activity; cadmium ion transmembrane transporter activity. The transcript has 10 exons. Gene Ontology annotation, cellular component: membrane. Bases 1 to 1707 code for a protein of 568 amino acids. NCBI's taxonomy places the organism in Eukaryota, Fungi, Basidiomycota, Agaricomycetes, Agaricales, Marasmiaceae.
AUGUCGUUGAUGAAGGAAACUGAAGUCCAACAUCCACAAUCCUCGGUUGCUCAACAACCAGUGACCUCUCCUUGGAAAAAGCGAUGUCAGACUGUACUUCUUCAUCUACGUAACCAUACUGGCGUUGGGAUGGUAUGCGCAGUGGCGUAUUUCGAUCCUGGCAAUUGGGGAGUGGAUUUAGAAGCUGGGUCUCAAUAUGGAUAUCGACUGUUGUUUGUCGUUUUGUUGGCUGGCGUUUUUGCGAUCUUUUUUCAAUCAAUGGCGAGUAGAAUGGGGUGUGUCACUGGUCUCGACCUUGCAUCACAUUGCCGACUACUCCUUCACUCCCGUCCAAAGCAUACCAUGUUGUGGCGGUGGGGCGUCCUAUAUCCACUCUAUCUUGUUUCAGAAAUCGCCAUAAUAGCAACAGACCUUGCAGAACUUCUCGGAUCAGCAAUCGCCUUAUGCUUACUAUUCCCAAAACUAGAGCUUUGGCACGGAGUUCUGAUUACAGCUUUCGACGUCAUUAUACUAUUAGCGUUGGGCGAUCCGUUAAGGAGUAGACCGCUGAAGUUGUUUGAAUGGUUCAUUGGGGCUUUGGUCAUCGCCGUUUUUGUCUGCAUGUGUAUCAUCGUAUCGGAAGUCAACAUUAAAUGGGGUCAUGCCUUUCAAGGAUAUCUCCCAUCAAAGUACAUCAUCCCGAACGGAGCUCUUUACGUCUCUGUUGGUAUCAUAGGAGCGACCGUUAUGCCCCAUAGUUUGUUCUUGGGGUCCGCCUUAGCUACGCAAGAUCGUAUAUCGACCAGCAGCCAUAAUGCGUUCCUCAAGGAAGAUCAGUUCUCGCCAACGAUGUCUCUCACAAGUAACGAAUCCGGCACUAUUACCAAGGAAUCUUCUCUCACCUUAGUAGACCGCUUACGCGCAGUAUCGUUUCAAGCAAAGCAAUACUUCUUGUCGUCCUUCCGCGUGCCUCCCCCUAGUACAUUCGCAACGCGAGCCACCUGCCAUUCGGAUCGGGAAAACAACUCGUUGGCAUUUGUGAAUGCCCAUAUAUACCACGGAUUAGUGGACGUGGCGGUUAGUCUUCUUGGGUUUGCUGUCGUUAUCAACAGUUUGAUAUUGAUAAUAGCUGGCGGGGUGUUCUAUCAUGGCACGGUCUCCAGCGAUGGUAACAAGCCAGCUGGUCUCUUUGAGGCCUAUGAUCUUAUUCGGGAUUUAGUAGGACAAGGUCCUGCUACCUUGUUCGCCGUAGCACUACUAGCUGCAGGUCAGAGCGCAUCGAUAAUCGCGACAGUUGCGGGUCAAGCUGUAUCGGAAGGUUUCCUCCAAUGGCGCGUUUCUCCUGUAAUCCGCCGUCUGCUCACCCGUCUCCUAGCCGUCAUACCAUCCAUGGUCGUCGCGAUUGCGAUGGGUAAACGAGGAAUCGAUACUUUGCUUGUUCUUUCACAAGUCGUAUUAUCUAUCGUGCUACCGUUUAUCACGUUACCAUUGAUCUACAUCACCAGCUCAAAGAGGUUCAUGUCGGUCAAGGUGCCUGUGUCCGUGUCCGCGUUGUCAUCUAGUACAAACGGAUGUGAGUCUGAAACGGAGAACGGAGGUGAGAAGACCAAAGAUUUCAGUAAUCAUUGGGUAUCGACGACUAUAGGUUGGGCGAUUUGGUUGUUGGUGUUGGUAGCUAACGUUUAUGUGUUGACGACUGUUAGGAAGGAGGUUGAAGAUGCGGAUUAG